AUGUGGAUCAAAGAAAAUGUCAAAAACGUAGUGUGGCCACCUAAGAUGAAAGCUGAAAUUAGAGAUACAAGGAAGUACUGCAAAUUUCAUGAGGAUUACGGACACGAAACGGAUGGGUGCCGAGACCUAAAAGUGGAAACAGAGAGAAUGAUUGAUGCAGGGAGUAGGGACGGCAAAGGAAAGAAAAAGGAAGAAAAGAGGUCAUCCAAAAUUCUUGAAACUAUAAAUAUGAUCAAUGGAGGAGGGCAUAGCAGUUCGACUAUCAGAAGAAAACAGGGAAGAGAAGUAAUGAAUAUCAGAGAAACGCACAUGCCACCGGUGAUUUUUGAUGUUGAGGAUUACGAGCAUGUGAAAGCACCUCAUAAUGACGCUCUGGUGGUGACAACCAUCAUCAAAAAUUGGAACAUGGAGUGA
Mercurialis annua (annual mercury) is the source of this 414-nucleotide messenger RNA. RefSeq lists its product as uncharacterized. The coding region runs from base 1 to 414 and encodes 137 amino acids. The transcript has 2 exons. The record is from RefSeq and is a predicted model, not a curated record. Lineage: Eukaryota; Viridiplantae; Streptophyta; Magnoliopsida; Malpighiales; Euphorbiaceae.